Homarus americanus (American lobster) is the source of this 4569-nucleotide messenger RNA. RefSeq lists its product as uncharacterized. NCBI's taxonomy places the organism in Eukaryota, Metazoa, Arthropoda, Malacostraca, Decapoda, Nephropidae. The record is from RefSeq and is a predicted model, not a curated record. The transcript has 15 exons. Gene Ontology annotation, molecular function: cysteine-type endopeptidase inhibitor activity. The coding region runs from base 103 to 3687 and encodes 1194 amino acids.
GCGGAGGCUGAGUGAGGGAGGCUGAGUGAAACACGUUGGCUGAGUGUCAGUUCUCCCCACACGUCUGUGUUGAGCGGAGCUAUUCCUGGAGCUCUCGCAGUUAUGUGGUGGAGUGUCAAGUUCGUACUGUUGGUGUGGGCGUGUAUUAUUGACUUUAACAACGCGCAACAGCAUAAUGUAGGAGUGCCCCUACCAAGCCUUCCGCCCCACCAGGCCCCGACGCAGCACCAUGGAGUACCUAUUUCCUCUCAGCAGUCGCCUGGCUUUGGACACGGAGUGCCUCUACCUCCCCAACAAACGCCUGGCGUUGGAGUCGGAGUGCCUCUACCCACCCAACAGACGCCUGGCAUUGCAUUCGGUGGCCCUAUUCCUUUCCAGCAGACGCCUGGUGUUGGGGUGCCCUUGCCUCCACCAGCUCCAGGCAGUGUUCACCUAGGAUCAAACUUUGGUCCUGUACACCCUGGACAGAUAGACACGGUGGUGGUGCCUCUCGGGGAGAAUGUGGGAGUUCCUCUUCCUCCGCCUGGUUCUGGUGGUGUAGGACACCCACAUUCCCCUGGAGGUGUUCCAUUACCACCCUACCACACCGUUGAUGCUACACAAGACCUGCCAACACCAGGAGGAGUACGGCCUGUGCGAGAACCUGAAUUGGACAGUGAUGUACAACGUGUGAUGAGAUUGUCACUUAUUAAUAGCUUUAUACAAUCCAAGACUGAUGCGGACUCCGCUGUCAAGAUCAGUGAUUUAGUCAGUGCACACAAACAGGUUGUGUCUGGCUUGCUUGUAUACCUUACUUUGAAGGUUGGAGAGACCAAAUGCCCAAUUGGAACUUCAGAUCUCCAUGUGUGUGCUUUUGACCCAACAGAGGAUAUGCACAUUUGUGAAAUUGUUAUUUGGGAAAGGCAGUGGCUCAAUAGCUCAAAGGUUAUUGAUGAAAAAUCCAGGUGCGCUGAAACAGAAGAUGACAACGACUUUAACAGCUGGGGAUCAUUCCAUCACCUGUUGCCCUCCCCAUCAGAUGUGACGCUGGCAGAGUUGCCUGAGGGAAUUAAUGAAAAUCAGCUGGGCAUUGAGGCAUUUAAUUAUAUAGACCAUGGCUCAGAGUCUAAGUUCAGAGGAGAGUUGAUCAGCUCUGACCUUGGCAACAUUAUGUUUGACCCAUUAAUGAACACAACUAAAGUGCAAGUGAAUGUGGAAUAUGGUUUCAACCUUUGCUUGAAGUCACUCGACGAGAAGACUGACCCCAGGUCGUGUCCCCGAGAUGUCCAGCGUGACCACUACAUCUGUUCUGUUAUUGUGGUUCAUAACCCAAACCAAAUAUCAGGUCUGGAGGUGGUGCCGAUCCUGGAGGGUGAUGCUGAUAUACGGUGUGAAAGAAAGCGAAGUGUAGAGGAGGAGUUGGUCAUCCCAGUGAGAUACCCUUGUGCGGGAUGCCCUCAGCCAGCCCCUCUCAAUGAUCCUACCAUCCUGGAGAUUGCUGAUUUUGCUCUGAAGGAGUACGACAGGAAUGCUGAUGAAGAAGAACUCCACCUGGUUCUUCGGCUCCUGAAAGCUCACACACAGGUUGUUGCUGGUCUAAAGUAUUACCUGACCAUUGAGCUGGCACAGACAGACUGCAAGAAGACUUUGACUGGUGUUGAUGUCAACAGAACUUUCUGUAAACAAGAUCUAGAUGAAGAAACUAAAAUAUGUGACUUGCAAAUUGUUGACCAGCCAUGGGUUCCUGCCAGAGAUCUUGUUUCAGCACAGUGUUAUGACAAGGAUGAUUAUCGUGAGUCAGGCCAGGAUGAAUUCAUUGUGCCUGUUGCCCUGGGAGGUGGCCUGAGCUCUGCUUCACCUGGCUUAGUGUCAUCAUUUAGAUCUCGCUCAUCAUUACUGGGAGGUCACAGUCCAAUCGAGAUUGAUGAUGAGACAAUGGAAGUGGUCAAGAUGAUUGUGGAUGAAUACAAUAGACGGGAGGAUGAUUCUGAAUAUUACAAAUUGGUGAAGGUUCAUGAAGCAACCUCACAAGUGGUGUCUGGAAAGAAGUACACUCUGGUGGUAGAGUUAGGAGAAACCAACUGUCGCAAGUUUGACCCAACACUUGGCAAUGGUGAACACUGCUUGUUGGAUCCUACUGAGGAACAUGAAGUGUGCAAAGCAGAGGUCCAUGAACAGGCAUGGCUUCAGACUCCUGAUUUCCGCAAAAUUAUCUCUUUCACCUGCGAUGACCUGGAUGACUAUUUACGCCACAAACUCAUGUCUAACCUCAAUUCAUUUGACUUUAUGGAUCAUCCAUUCCUGGAUGUCUCACAAGACACAAGUGCAGGUUUCCAAUCUGUUGCAGCAAAUGACUCUAAUGUACAACAAGCUGCUGCUUUUGUCACAGAGCAAUAUAACCUGAGGGCGGACGAAGAUGAGGUAUAUACUCUUACGCAGGUCAUCAGUGCAUACCAACAGGCUGCAUCAGGUGGUGUUAAUUAUCAUCUUGAGAUUGAGUUAGCCGAGACCCACUGCAAGAAAUAUUUCCCAAUUGCUGACCCCAGUCGCUGCCCAGUUGACCACUCUGAGGAGAAGGAAGUGUGCCAGGCUGAAGUCUCCGUACCACAAGCACCUGGAAGCAGCAGGCAUCUCAACAAACUGUACUGUGAUGAAACAAGUGAUUACUACACCAGAAAGUAUAGAGGAAAGCUUGGACGUGUAAGCUCUUUUGACCAUCAAGCAUCUGCAUCUGGUCCUCAUGGUGGGCUGUGGACUCAAGCUGAUAUCAAUGAUAAAAGUCUUGCAAAGUACGGUCACCUCAUUGCUGACGAGUUUGAUUCACGAUCUGAUGAAGAUAAUUUGUUUAUCUUCCAUAAGGUCCUACAAGCCCGCAAGCAGAUUGCUUCAGGAAUUAAGUAUCACCUUGUGGUUGAGCUGAAGGAGACAGUGUGCCCCAAGUACAAGCGUCGCAUCAACAAGGCCCGCUGUGUUCCAGACAUUGGUGAAGAACCUAUGGUGUGUGAAGCAAAUGUCCUCACCCAACCAUGGCUCAAGAGACAAGUUGUGACUGAUCUACGGUGUGCUGAGAAGGAUGAUUUCUUUGAGGCAGAUGAUUCUGUUGAAGUUCUAUACCCCAAAGUACAUCCAUCUGCUCAUGCACGGCCAGUGUUUCAGAGUCAGUUUUUGAUCAGGAGCAGUGAUGAGAGUGAUGAGAGCAAUGAGCGUUUCUACGAUCCAUCCGGACCGGCAUCCAGCAACAGCCACGAGUCCAACGAAGAUGAUUCUGAUGAACGUUUCUAUCACCCGUCCGGUCGGAUGAACUUCCAUCGUCAUGAUAGUGAUGAGGACGAUUCCGAUGAACUCCCAAACUUCAGAGGCAAGAGAGCUGCUGCAGGGGGAUAUGAAGUUGUAGAUCUCUCUGAAGAUGUCAAUAGUGUAGCAGCACGUGCCCUUGCAUCUGCAGAUUCAGGGUCUGAAUACAACAGGAUUGUUGAUAAUGUGAUCAGUGCUCAGCGGCAGGUAGUGGCUGGAUAUAACUGGAAACUGAAGAUAGCAGUGAGUUGGACGACCUGUAGGACUGAAGCCCAAGUGCAGGACUUGAGUCAGUGUGAGAAGGACACUAGUAAACCCAGCAGUAUUUGUAAUGUCGAUAUUUAUGAGAAACCAUGGGAAGAAAUUUUCCAAGUAACUAAAAUAAUUUGCAGAGAUGUACAAGACAAACAGUGAGUGAUGAAGGAGCUUAUUUAAUUUUUUUUUAGCAUUAGCCUGGAUAUUUUGCAGAGGAAAUGAUGCUUUCCUUAAUUUUAAAAUAAUUUGAUUCACUGAGAGGCAGUAAAACACUCAUCUGAUGUAUACUUGUGGUGCAUUAGUAUUAUUAUUACUACUACUGAGUUUGACUAUGUUAGAGUGAUAUUAUUUUUAACUGGAUCUUGCAGUAGUGACAGAUCAUCAUCAUGGAGGGUAUUUUUUUAUCAAAUUUAUAUGCUCCUCUUAGUUAUAUAUACAGGUAUAGGAUUUUAAAUUAUUCAUUACAGUAAAGUUCAUGAACAAGGAUUUAUAGGAACUGUAUAGGUUAAAACCUGUACAAUAUAGGUUCAUGGGGAAAUUCUGUUGUUCUGCAAAAUAAUUUUGUAAUGUUAAUACCACAAAUAUUAGCUAAUAUAAAAAUAGUAGACUGGUUGCUAACAGGUACUAGACUAGUUGGCAUAGGUAGUAAACCAGUAACCCACAGGUACUAGACCAGUUGGCACAAGUAGUAAAACAGUUAGCACACAUACUAGACCAGUUACCCACAGGUCCUAGACUGAUUGAUACAAGUACUAGACCAGUUGCCCAUAAAUACUAUACUGGAUACGCCCACAAGUAGUAAACUGGUUUUGUCUCAAGUUCUAAACUGGUUGGUACAGGUAAGACUGGUAGGCACAGGUAGUAGACCGGUUGGCCUCGGUCGCCCAUGGAAGCACUACCGUGGGAGAGGUGAAAGAUUAUUUCCUCUCCUCCCAUUGAUGGUUAUUUUCUGUGGUCACAUUCACUCUGCAGAGCCACUUGGUAUCUGCUGCAUUUUCUUGAACUUAAUAUAAUCCUUUUAAUAAAUACUAUUUUCCCAUG